Messenger RNA from Ogataea philodendri, 1101 nucleotides. RefSeq lists its product as uncharacterized. The coding region runs from base 1 to 1101 and encodes 366 amino acids. The record is from RefSeq and is a predicted model, not a curated record. The transcript has a single exon. Lineage: Eukaryota; Fungi; Ascomycota; Pichiomycetes; Pichiales; Pichiaceae. Gene Ontology annotation, cellular component: cytoplasm. Gene Ontology annotation, biological process: cytoplasmic translation. Gene Ontology annotation, molecular function: GTP binding; GTPase activity.
AUGACGACCGUGGAGAAAAUCAAGGCCAUCGAGGAUGAGAUGGCCCGGACCCAGAAAAACAAGGCCACCGAGAAACAUUUGGGUAUGUUGAAGGCCAAGAUCGCAAAGCUGAAGAACGAGUUACUAAAAGACGCCAACUCUGGUGGAGGAGCUGGAGGUCCUGGUUUCGACGUGAAGAAAACCGGUGAAACGAUUGGUUUUAUUGGUUUCCCAUCCGUUGGAAAAAGUACGUUGCUUUCAAAACUCACAGGAACCCAUUCGGAGGCCGCUGCCUACGAAUUCACAACCUUGACUACUGUCCCUGGUGUUAUUAGGUAUAAAGGAGCCAGAAUCCAAAUGUUGGAUCUUCCAGGUAUUAUUGAAGGAGCCAAAGACGGACGUGGUAGAGGAAAACAGGUGAUUGCGGUGGCGCGGUCUUGUGAUCUCAUCUUCAUUGUCUUGGAUGUGAACAAGCCGUUGCAUCACAAAAAGAUCAUCGAGAACGAGCUGGAAGGAUUUGGUAUUCGGUUGAACCAGCAACCGCCAGACAUUUUAAUUAAGAAGAAGGAAAAGGGAGGAAUCAGUAUCACAAGCACAGUGGCUUUGACCAAGAUAGAUCACGAUCAGGUCAAGGCUGUUUUACAAGAAUAUAGAAUGAACUCAUGUGACGUCCAGUUCCGGUGUGAUGCCACUGUGGACGAUCUGAUCGACGUGAUUGAGAUCCGCAACAGAAGAUACAUUCCUGCGAUCUAUGUUUUGAACAAGAUCGACUCCUUUUCGAUCGAGGAGCUGGACUUGUUGUACAGAAUUCCAAAUGCCGUUCCAAUUUCCUCGGGAAGUGGAUGGAACUUGGACGAGUUGUUGGAGAUGAUGUGGGACAGAUUGCAAUUGGUGCGAGUGUACACGAAGCCGAAGGGCAAGCUGCCUGACUUCAGCGACCCUGUUGUUUUGCGGACGGGUAAGUGUACGGUUGAGGAUUUCUGUAACAAGAUCCACAAGUCCUUGGUGGACGAUUUCAGAACAGCCUUGGUGUUUGGCACGAGCGUGAAACACCAGCCUCAGUACGUUGGACUGAGUCAUGUUUUGGAAGACGAGGAUGUGAUUACGAUCUUGAAGAAAUGA